AUGGUACAGUGUAGCAACAACCUCCUCGGGAUCCUCAACUUCUUCACCUUCCUCCUCUCAGUCCCCAUCCUCUCCGCCGGGAUCUGGCUCGGCAAAAAUGCAGCCACCGAGUGCGAGCGUUUCCUCGACAAGCCAAUCGUCGUCCUCGGCAUCUUCCUCAUGUUCGUCUCCAUCGCCGGUCUCGUCGGCGCUUGCUGCCGCGUCUCCUGCCUCCUCUGGCUCUACCUCUGCGCCAUGUUCCUCCUCAUUCUCCUCGGCUUCUGCUUCACCAUCUUCGCAUUCGCCGUCACUAACCGCGGCGCCGGCGAGGUUUUGUCGGAUAGAGGGUAUAAGGAGUACCACGUCGGCGAUUACUCGAAUUGGCUGCAGAAGCGAGUCAACAGCGAUAAGAAUUGGAACCGGAUCAAGAGCUGUUUGAUUUACUCCAACGUGUGCUCCACUUUCAGCAGCCGCUACGCCAGCGUCUCCGUUAACGAGUUUUACCACUCUAAUCUCAAUGCUCUUCAGUCUGGUUGCUGUAAGCCGUCGAACGAAUGUAACUUCACCUACGUGAGCGCGACUAACUGGACCAAGACAGCUGGUCCAUACAAGAACGAGGACUGUAACGUGUGGGACAACAAACCGGGGACUCUAUGCUACGACUGCCAAGCCUGCAAAGCCGGUCUGCUAGACAACCUCAGGAACUCGUGGAAAAAAGUGGCUCAGGUGAACAUUGUCUUCCUCGUAUUCCUCAUUGUCGUCUACUCCGUUGGUUGUUGCGCCUUCAGGAACAACAGAAAACGCAGCUAUUAUUAG
Molecule: messenger RNA, 795 nt
Organism: Microthlaspi erraticum
Lineage: Eukaryota; Viridiplantae; Streptophyta; Magnoliopsida; Brassicales; Brassicaceae
Source: the annotation of a GenBank genome assembly